This is a messenger RNA of Drosophila hydei, 2732 nucleotides long. RefSeq names its product arginine/serine-rich protein PNISR. The transcript has 9 exons. The record is from RefSeq and is a predicted model, not a curated record. Gene Ontology annotation, molecular function: RNA binding. Gene Ontology annotation, cellular component: presynaptic active zone; nuclear speck. Bases 25 to 2640 code for a protein of 871 amino acids. NCBI's taxonomy places the organism in Eukaryota, Metazoa, Arthropoda, Insecta, Diptera, Drosophilidae.
GCGUUAAUUAUAAUACCAACCAAUAUGUUCCCGGGUGGCAACACAAAUGCCGAUCUGGGCUAUAACAAACACAAUCAAUAUAUGGCGCAACCACCACAUUUUCUAGUUGCACCAGGUCCCGGGCCUGUUCCAAUUCCCGGUCCUGGAGUCGCGAAUCCACUAGCGGCUGCAACGCCCGUCAUGCCAAUGAAUGUGCAGGGAGGCAUAGACUGGGCGCAACUAGCGCAACAGUGGAUACACAUGCGUGAUUCGUCAGCUGCGCCACCCAUGGCUAAUUUUAGCAUGAACAUGCCGAUUGCACCUCCGCCACCGAUCAUAAGCAAUGCACCAGAGUAUCAUCAGCAGCAACAGCUGCGUCCGCAACAGCCAAAAGUUCAAAGACACUACGAGGAACACGGCGAGGCGGAAAUGGACAUGGACAUGGAUGAGGAAGAAAAUGAAAAUAUUGCACGCAUGGCGCAUUGCAUUGAAAAUCUUCCCCCUCCGCCUGUAGUUACGCAAUCCCAAUGGAUAACAGGCAGAGUAAAUGAUAUACCCAACAUUUCAUCCCACAAUACGGUCGCCACAGACAGCCAACAGUGGAAUGAUUGGUCUACACGCAGCAAUCCAACAGCCCAUAUUCCAUCGCUUUUGAAGCUGAACGUUUGCAAUCCGAAUGAGCCAGCGGUGCAGCAGCAGGCACAGCUUCCUCUGCCUAGGAGCAGCAGCUCCACCAACGCGGGCAGCGGCUACAGUGGUACCGUCAGCAGCGACAUUGAUGCCAACAAACGCAAAAUGUUACCAGCUUGGAUUAGAGAGGGUUUGGAAAAAAUGGAACGCGAAAAGCAACGACAACUAGAGCGACAAGCCCCCACGUCGGAAUCCGAGACGCCAGAGAUCAAAGUUAAGCAAGUAUCAAGCAAAACACUAACAACAACUGUUAAUCUCUUGAACAUGUCGAAUGUGGCAAGCGACAGCGAAGAUUCAAUUGCUGCUCCUGUGGAGGCAACUCUUGCGCCAAGCCUGGCUCAUCUAAUAGGUAAUGAAGUAUUGAGUAAGGCCAGUAACAGUGAUGAUGAACAGGAAAGCGACGAGGAGCUGGAAAAUCAGCAACAGCAUGAUGCAGACAGUGGACAUGUUGACGCAACAGUUGCAGGGUCAGCCCAUGCUGAAGCAGCAUUAAGUGGUAAAAACUACGAAGAAAGACUUGCGGAUUUGAUGCUUGUUGUGCGUCGCACACUAACCGAAAUACUGCUGGAAACUACCAAUGAAGAGAUUGCAGCUAUUGCUACUGAAACACUCAAAGCGCAUCGCGCUAAAGCGUCAUCAGCCCAAGUGAUUCGCAAAAGCGCCUUGUCCUCCAUUACCGGCAACCUGGGAUUAGCUGUCUAUGGCGAUUCUUCAAGCGAAAGCGAUGAUGACAAUGCUGAUGAUAAUGAUGGCGGUCAAAAAGAUCGUGGUGAUUCAUCGGUGGACAAUACUAAUGACCUUAGUGCGGACGAGUUAAAGACGCGAAUACGAAAAAGUAAGCGUGCUUUCGAGAAAGUCAUUGAUGACAUCGAGGAGCGUGUGUUGCUGCAGGAGCAAUUGGAUGAGCGAAAGCUGCAACAGCAUCGUAAGCGCGAAUUGGAGCAAACGGAAGCUGCCAGGCAGUCUGCUCACAACGAACAUCGGCAAGCAGAAGCUCCUGAUAAAGCAGGACAUGAAACAAAGAAUGCUUCAACCAGUGACAGGAUGCAACAAUAUAAUGGAAAACGCAUCAGUCGCAAAGAACGAACAACGCGCUUUAGCGACAACAAAGAUGGCAAACAAGUCCAGAGCUUUGUCAGCCAAGUGGUUGCAGUUCCGGCAGUGCAGACCAGCAUUGCUCCCCAGAAACUAAAGCCGGUUCCAAAUCCGGCCACCAAUUUGUUGCAAAUGCCUGAAACUAUGGCUACCAUACUAAACGCUGCGGAUAAAGCACUCGACAAAGUAAACAUAACAAAAAAAUCAAAAAGUGAACGUCGUCAGUCAUCGUCAUCUUCAUCGUCCAGUAAUAGCGAGGACAGCAGCAGUAGUAGCUCUAGUAGCGAUAGCAAUUCCAGCUCCAACACUUCAAAGUCCUCCAGCAACAGCGAAGACAGCAGCACUCGAAGCAGCGCUGCUGUCAAGAAACACGGCAAGAGCAGUCGCCAUCACAGCCGAGGCAGCAGUAGUCACAAGCAGCAAAGUGAUUCCGGUCGUAAGAGCCAUCGCAGGGGUCCAAGUACCAGCAGCACGCGCAACUACGAUCGCCAUCAUAGUAGCCGCGAAAGUCGUGAUCAUCACAGUAGUCGAGACAGUCGUGAUCAUCACAGUAGUCGAGACAGUCGUGAUCAUCACGGUCGUAUACGUGAUCGUGACCGUGAUCGUGAUCGUGAGCGUGAACGACGUGCAAUUGAGUAUAGCAGACAGAACCGUGAGCGGCGAAGGCGCCGAGAUUCCAGUCAGUCGACAGAGGAGAAUGCCAGCGGUAGCUAUCGACGCAAUUCGCGUCACAACAGCAGUCGCAGUCACCAGAGCAGCAGGAGUUAUGGCAAACAUAGAAGGAGAACUAGAUCCCGCUCCAAUUCACGCAGCACACACAACUCCCAUUCGUCCGUCUCCACCUCCGCUUCACAUCAGAUUCGGAAACGCAAGUGAAUCUAAUACAAAUUUAGUCUUCUGUUACUGAUAAUAUUCUUUAAUCAAGCUUAGAAAAUAUACAUAAACUAAUAAAGUGGUGUUAUACUUAA